This is a messenger RNA of Anopheles stephensi (Asian malaria mosquito), 966 nucleotides long. RefSeq names its product transmembrane protease serine 9-like. Gene Ontology annotation, biological process: proteolysis. The record is from RefSeq and is a predicted model, not a curated record. Gene Ontology annotation, molecular function: serine-type endopeptidase activity. The transcript is spliced from 4 exons. The coding region runs from base 127 to 936 and encodes 269 amino acids. Lineage: Eukaryota; Metazoa; Arthropoda; Insecta; Diptera; Culicidae.
AAAGUUUAAAAUAAAGAAAACAUUCGCUACUGAACUUCGAAAAGGGGAAGGAAUAUGUGUGUUCGAUUUGCUUGCCAUUGCCGAUCGAAGCGUUUGCGAUACUAAAGCGACAGUGCGCGUUGAAGGAUGGCAUCGUGUGUGAUGCUUCCGGUGCUACUGCUGGCAGGCCUAGUGUCGUUGCAGCCUACCGGUGCCAUUGUACGCGGUGAACCCGAUCGUGAUGGGAAGCUGAUGUUUCCGUUUGCGGUAUCGCUGCAGCUAGCGGACGAAAGGCGGACACAUUUCUGUGGCGGAACGCAUCUGGGCGACGGUUGGAUCUUGACGGCGGCACACUGCAUUGUAUCCGUCAGAAAGGGAAAUCUUACACAAAUGUUCGCCCAGAUAGGUGGGCACCAGCUGAACGACAGCACCGCCGACCGUUUCCCAAUCGUCGAGACACACCUUUUGCGCAGCUACAACCCCGUAACGAUGGUCGGUGAUAUAGCGUUGCUGCGAGCAGAACUACCGACUGGCCGCAGGUUUGAGUCCGACCCACAAACACCCUUACGGCUGCCGGAUGACAGCAAGGCCGCGAACGGCGAGCUGUGUUACAUCUUCGGGUACGGGUCGGAUUCGUACGAUGGACCGAUCAGUCAGACGCUCCACUACGGCACCGUAAUAGCGCUCGAUCUGGACAGUUGCAUUGGAAUGAUGGGCGCCGUGGUGGCACCGCCCCCGGACUCGGGAAUGUUUUGUGCCAUCGGACGGUCCGAUGCGUGUAAGGGUGAUUCCGGUGGAGGAUACGUUUGCCGGGCGCCAUUUUCCACCCAGUUUGUGCUGCGGGGCGUAAUAUCGUACGGUGUCGGUUGUGGCGCAACGGGCACACCGGGCGUGUACACGGACGUUGCCUACUAUCUGCGGAACUAUCCGAUCGGUUCCCUCAUCGGUACAGCUUAAAGUAAACUACUCUGCUCAGCUCUCGCUUAA